AUACUGUUGCUUGAUCCGAAGACACGCGAUGAGGUGGCAAGUGAGUGCAGUGAUCUUCCUGGUCACAGCUUCUGCUGUGACCUCAGAAAGUGACCCCAAAGUGUGUUUCAGCUCCGGAUGUGUUUUAGGCACCACCUCUCUGGGCUAUCAUCGUCCCUAUGAAGCUUUCCUGGGAAUCCCCUAUGCACGACCUCCGAUUGCUGGCAGCAGAUUCAGAAACCCUGAGCCAACUGAAGGAUGGACAGGGACAAAGGACUGCACGAAGCCUGCAAAUAUCUGUCCUCAGCUAGAUACCUUCACAGGAACUGGGGAUAUUCUUGGGGAUGAGGAUUGUCUGUAUUUGAAUGUCUAUCGGCCACUGCUGACAAAUCCUCAAAGCCAGAGACUUCCAGUGAUAGCCUACAUCCAUGGUGGUGGAUUUCUCACGGGAUCAGCUCAUCCUGAUUUCUAUGGAGCGGAUUAUUUUAUGGACAACGGAACUGUGAUCUUGGUAACGAUUCAGUAUCGCCUGGGAGCAUUGGGAUAUCUCUGUUCUGGAGACUCUGCCAGUAUGGGAAAUUUUGGCUUAAAGGAUCAAGUUAUGGCUCUUAAGUGGAUUCAGGAUAAUAUAAUGAAGUUUGGUGGAAAUCCCAGGCUAGUAACCGUCAUGGGAGAAAGUGCUGGAGCAGUGUCUGCACAAGUUUUAAUGACUAAUCCUCAAACAAGAUAUUUCUUCCGGCGAGCAAUCCUUUUGAGUGGAUCAAUGGUCUCUGAUUCGAGUAUUGAUCAGAGUCCCAUCAAGCAAUUUCGGAACUAUGCAGCAACUAUAGGACUUCCUAAUUCUGCCACGAGAAGUACGCAAGAUCUCACGGAAGACAUGAGAAAAGUGGACGUGAAGAAGGUCCUAAAUGCCUCUAGUGAGAUAUUCACGAAGGAGCAGUACUCAGUUCCUUACAAGUUCUGCAUUGAAGGUCGCUGGCCAGGAGCCCUUAUCCAAGAGGAUCCUCGAGAAGUAUGGAAGAAAGGCACCUACCGACAUAGAUCGUGGAUGAUGGGAGUGGUAGCCAAUGAAGGGACAAUUGGUAUCGAACUUAUCAACAAUGAAACUGUCCUAAAAGGAUUCAAUGAGAAUCUAGAUGAGAAUCUUGCUAACGUUCUUGAGGUUGAUGUCAAGCGUAUUCCUGCUGUUCGGGAAUUUUAUCUAGGGAACAGUGAACAAGUAGAUGAAACGAAUAAAAUUGGUUUUUUGAAGAUGCUCAACGAUAAACUCUUCUACUACCCCUUCUACGAAUCCGUUCGGCAGUAUAUUCCAUAUGGCAGUAACAAGGGAACUCCCGUCUAUCUGACCAAAUUCAACUACCAAGGCUCUCAAUCCUACACCAGAAAAAUAUUCGGGCUACCUAAGGAUCACGAGUUUGGUGUUGGUCAUGCUGAUGAUCUCAAUUUCCUUUUCACAGCUCCAGCUCUCUUUCCCGAACGCUUCCCCAAGGAUUCUCUGGAUGCAAAGAUGGUUAAGAAGUAUGUCGAGACUUUUGUAGAGUUUGCAACUACAGGAAAACCUCUCAAUGGCGCUGGGGUCAGGAAGUGCAACAGGGCGAACUUUGAUCCUUUCUGUGACUAUCAGGAAUUCCGGAGGAAGACCCUUGAGGUCAAACUUCCAACGGACAUCAUUGAGCAACUGGAGGAUGUUGAAGUUGUCGUAACUAAUUCCUUUGAUACCGAAAUGAUCACCUUCUGGAAAUCUCUUUUAGCUAAAUGAUCAUCUUAUUGUUAAUCCAUGUGAAAAACAUUUUUUUAAUAACAAAAACAUAUUCAACUGUAAAAGAUUCACCGUAUUUAUUUAAUUAAUAAAAUGCUACAUAUUCUCUAAA
Molecule: messenger RNA, 1850 nt
Organism: Phlebotomus papatasi
Lineage: Eukaryota; Metazoa; Arthropoda; Insecta; Diptera; Psychodidae
Product: juvenile hormone esterase-like
Exons: 3
Coding region: 29-1738 (569 amino acids)
Molecular function (GO): cholinesterase activity
Source: RefSeq, a predicted model, not a curated record